UAAUAUAAUGGCUUGUAUAUAAAUAAAACAAUGACAUUCUUAACUGUCUGACAACAAUUACGUAACAUUCCUAAUUGAUCAGAAUCGGGGAAAGCAAAUCGAUAGGAAUAACUGCAGGAUAGAUCGUUUUCCAAGUUUUCUUAAGUAAAUUGGCGUAUGUAUGUUGUUUAUAUGGAACGUUUGAACCGUAAUUUAAAAAAAAAACUAAACUAUAUUUCGCUUUAAAAUCAGCCUUUUCCUAUCUGAAAUAUAAGUGUUGACAUUAUUUAAGCCGUGAAUUAACACACUAAUGGAAAUAUUUCCUACUUUGGAGGGACAAUGACUUAAUCUGGAGAAUUUUCUACCAAGAAGAAUGGAUACAGUUACAAAUUAUUUUCAAUUACUUUACACUAAUAUUUUAUAAAAGGCUCAAAAUUGUUUGUUUAAGGCAUAGAUUAAACAUAUAAUUUCCGCACAGUCGAACUCGGCUUUGCUCUUAUCGGUUCAAAAGUUCGAAAAUGUUAAAACUAUUGCUUUUUCAUUAUCCUGACACUGGACAUAACAAGAAAGGCUUAAUGCUGGCGACGACGGAAAACGUGAAAUCGGCGGCAAUUGUUCUGUCGUAGUUUUCUGACGUCACGUUAUAAGGAAAAAGCGUAUCAUCAAAAUACAGGAAUACGUUUGGCUAUGUAGUCAGUCGUUCGGUCGUUUCGUUAACCUGGAGAAAUGAAAAACAUUACGGGAUGAAGACGUCAUAAACAAAAAUGGAGGGAAGAAUAGAAACAGAUAUCCGGGCAAAGGCUGUUGAACAGUACAAAGUUCUAAGUGCAGUACAUUUUGGUAUGGGGUUUCUACUGCUGUUUUUCGCCUCAUAUACAGCAAUGAAUAUACAUGGCGAGGGAAAUGGAACCUUUCCGUACUACCUUGCCUCUAUUAUCUCUAGUAUAGGGAUUAUCAUAGUGUCAAUAAUAGGUGUGGCAAUUUACGACAGAGGACAACACGAAUGUGGAGCGGAAUUGGUUCCCCUAGUCAAGCCUCUGUUGAAGGUACACUUCGUCAUAUCACUCCUGGUUACUGUUACAUUUGUUGCGGGGUGUAUACUCACAAUAGUGUAUGGACUUUGUCCGUCUAACACGUGCUCUUAUUCUACGAACUAUACAUUCAAUUACGGAAUGGCGGCGUUCCUGUUGGGCUUACAAGUACUUAGCAUGAGCACAUCGAUAUUAAGUAUUAUAAUGUUUCGUCAUUACCGAAAACAUUUUGUAGUGCAUCCAAAAUUUUCUUCUCAUGUUGAAUUUGAAAACGAUAUGUGAUAGCAGAUAGACGGGGCUUUUAAACAGUCGGUAUUCAACUCUUAGAAUGCAGUCUUGCCACUGGUCAUUUUCAAGAUUUUAUACCAAUGAGCUGCUGAAGUUGUAGACUGGUCUCCGAGCAUAUUAUUUCAAGGACACACUACAAGGCAUGCAACCCAAGAUUCAACACAGACACUGUUUGCUAUUCUUGUUUUUAUCACAAGACUGCAUAUUUUCAUGUAUUGUAGUUCUCACGCGGCUCCGCAUUGUCAUGUAUUGCAGUUCUCACGCGACUACACGUUGUAAUGUAUUGUAGUUCUCGCGCGACUACACGUUGUAAUGUAUUGUAGUUCUCGCGCGACUGAAUGUUGUCAUAUAUCGUUGUUUUCAGUGCUAUAUAGUAUCAUUUGUGUUGUUUACUUAAAACAUAACAUAUAGCUAGUGUAUACUAGUACUUUGUACGAAACAAAGGGUAAGCAAAUGGAGAACUUAAUAAUAAAGUGACCCUAUGUUCAAAUGCUGGUUUAAUUAGGAGACAAUACUAUUUGUUUUUUUUUGCAGCCGAUUACUUGUUUGACUCUGGCCAUUUGCACAUUUGGUUCUGUGUAACAAUAAAGAGAUAGUGUUGCCUGUAUAAUGGUGUUUUGUAUAAUUUGCAACUAUUCAUGAUAUAAAUGAAUUUAUACUCAGCCUGUCCCUUAGUAUCGGAAGUAAAAUUUCGCGCAUGCGCAAUCUACAUAGGGCAGAAGUAGUAAAUAAAUUUGCUGUAUGUUCUAUACAAAAUUAACAAUCUUCUGAGAGCUGUAACACAUAGCCAGGCCCAUAUUAAAAAGAAGUACAUAAAAAAAAAAAAAAAAAAAAAAAAAACAGCAAGAAAA
This is a messenger RNA of Mercenaria mercenaria, 2149 nucleotides long. RefSeq lists its product as uncharacterized. The transcript is spliced from 4 exons. The record is from RefSeq and is a predicted model, not a curated record. Bases 744 to 1292 code for a protein of 182 amino acids. NCBI's taxonomy places the organism in Eukaryota, Metazoa, Mollusca, Bivalvia, Venerida, Veneridae.